Emiliania huxleyi CCMP1516 is the source of this 504-nucleotide messenger RNA. RefSeq lists its product as hypothetical. The coding region runs from base 1 to 504 and encodes 167 amino acids. The record is from RefSeq and is a predicted model, not a curated record. The transcript has a single exon. Lineage: Eukaryota; Haptophyta; Isochrysidales; Noelaerhabdaceae.
AUGGUGCACGAGCAGCGCGAGGGGCGCGCUAGGUGCACCUUCGACCACCUGAGGUAUACGACGCCCGAGGACCUCGAGCGUGGCGGCAUCUACAACGACAUCGCGAUCCCGCUCUUCUCCUCACCCAUGGAGCAGGCCGUCUGCGUCGCGCUCGCGUACCGGCAGAUACGCGACAAGACUUCCACGAGCGCCAGCAGCAAGCAGCGGCUUGGAGACUCCGCCCGGGUUGGAGACGGCGCGAAAUUCCGGCGGGCUGGCGGUGUCGUCGGCAAAGUGACCGGAGCGGUGGAAGACGUCAUCGAUGCGUCCGUGCGUGCGGUGGAAGUCUUGUCGGACAAGGCCGGCCACGGCGAUGGACAGGUCCGGACGACGGCGACGGACAGGGACGGCGACGGCGAUGUGGCGGGCGUGGGAGCUGCGAGCGGAUCUGCGAGCACGAGCCCCGGCACCGUGAUAGCGCUCCGUGAUAGCAGGCCGAACAGUUCUUCUUUCUGGAAGGUUUGA